GGUGGGCUGAGAACGCAACGACUGUUUAUCAUAGACAAUUUAUUUUCCAGCGCUAAGUCAACAUAUAAUAGCAAACUUACAACAAUUAUUUAACGUUUUUAAAGCCAUGAAGGGACAGAGCGCCGAGCGGCCGCGGAGAGCUGCCGAGCCCAAGGCAGGCGCGCAGAGGGCUCCCCGGGGCGCACUCGCUGAGCCGCGCCGUGCCCCUCGCCGGACAUGAGCCACCUCUUCGGUCCCCCGCUGCCGGCCCUGGCAGCCUCGCCCAUGCUCUAUCUUUACGGCCCCGAGAGACCCGCGCUGCCGCUGGCCUUCGCCCCCGCGGCCGCCCUGGCUGCCUCGGGCCGCACCGAGCCCCCGCAGAAGCCGCCCUACAGCUACAUCGCGCUCAUCGCCAUGGCCAUUCAGGACGCGCCCGAGCAGAGGGUCACCCUGAACGGCAUCUACCAGUUCAUCAUGGAGCGCUUCCCCUUCUACCACGACAACCGGCAGGGCUGGCAGAACAGCAUCCGCCACAACCUCUCGCUCAACGACUGCUUCGUCAAGGUGCCCCGCGAGAAAGGGCGCCCGGGCAAGGGCAGCUACUGGACGCUGGACCCUCGCUGCCUGGACAUGUUCGAGAACGGCAACUACCGGCGCCGAAAGAGGAAGCCCAAGCCGGGCCCCGGCGCCCCGGAGGCCAAGCGGGCCCGCAGUGAGGCGCAGGAGCAGGGGGUGGAGGCGCGUCGGGAGGUGGGGAGCCGGGAUGGGCUCUCGCGCGCCGUGAGCCCUCGCCUCGGGAGAGCGCCCUUGCGCCCUGCGCCCCUCGCGGAAGGCCCUUCUCCGGACGCCGGCGACGCUGUCCAGGGCGCUGCGGCGGUGGCGAUGGGCCAGCCCGUGCGCUCGGUGGACGGCCCAGGGUCCCCUGUGCACCCUGCCUCGCAAGGCUCUCCGAAGAGCUCCGACAGGUCCAAGAGCUUCAGCAUAGACAGCAUCCUGGCAGGAAGGCAGGACCAGAGGUCGGCGGCGGGGGGAGGAGGCGGCGAGGUCCCCGGGGGCUCCAAGCUGGGCCCCACCGGCAGCCUGGGGGCCUCGCUCCUGGCCACUUCCUGCAGCCUCCGACCGCCGUUCAACGCUUCCCUGAUGCUCGACCCGCACGUCCAGGGCGGCUUUUACCAGCUUGGGAUCCCCUUUCUUUCCUAUUUCCCUCUGCAACUCCCGGACGGGCUGCUGCGUUUCCAGUAAGACACACCGCGGAGCGCCUCAGGCACGGCGGGCGAGAGUCGCAUCCUUUGUGGAGUGGCGAGGUCCUUG
Molecule: messenger RNA, 1290 nt
Organism: Ochotona princeps (American pika)
Lineage: Eukaryota; Metazoa; Chordata; Mammalia; Lagomorpha; Ochotonidae
Gene: FOXL1
Product: forkhead box L1
Exons: 1
Coding region: 217-1221 (334 amino acids)
Biological process (GO): cell differentiation; anatomical structure morphogenesis; regulation of transcription by RNA polymerase II
Molecular function (GO): RNA polymerase II cis-regulatory region sequence-specific DNA binding; DNA-binding transcription factor activity, RNA polymerase II-specific
Source: RefSeq, a predicted model, not a curated record